Molecule: messenger RNA, 729 nt
Organism: Cutaneotrichosporon oleaginosum
Lineage: Eukaryota; Fungi; Basidiomycota; Tremellomycetes; Trichosporonales; Trichosporonaceae
Source: RefSeq, a predicted model, not a curated record
AUGGAGACACCGCUGUGGCAGCCCGAGCCCCCGCUCGAGACCGAGCCCGAGCCCACCCCGCUCCCGCGACCCACGACACAGCAGCCGCGCUCGUCCGUGGUGGUAGACGUAAACUUCGUCAUGGCCGGCGUCCUCUCCACCAUCCUCAUCCUCGCCAUCACGGGCUGUCUCGUCUGCCACCAGCGUAAACAGAGGCAGCGGCAGUGGAACAAGGCCCCUCUCCCGGCCCUCCUCCCCGCCCCGGCACCAACACCCUCUCCCGUCCCACUUGCCCACCUCGACCCACCGCACUGGGAUCCCGUGCCGCCCUACUCGCCCUCGCCGGACGGAAUCUCCCCACCACCCCAGCUGGCGAUGUACUCUCCACCUCGCGCGCCAUCGCCGUAUUCGCCUCCGGGUGCAUACAACCCCGCGCUGCCGUAUCAUGCUCAGCUCUACGCGCCGGCUCCGGCACAUGUCCACGCGUACCCUCCCCCGCUUUUGGCUACGCCUUUGCCAUCUCCGGCGCCACAGGAUCCAGAGCAGGCAGCCCCCGCGGCGCUGGCGCCGCAGAAUCCGUACUCCCCCGCAGAAUCGCCCUCGCUACUCGUCCCAUUUGCGGUCACACCCACUCCCCAACUCGCAAGCUCACCGGCCCAAAGUGCCCAGCUUGUCAGUGUGCCAAACCCAACCGCUGUGGCUCCGGCUGCGACUUCCGACGAGGCGGAGGUGGCGGAGAGGACUAAAUAG